GUUUCACCAACAUUUACUAUCAAUGAUUUUGUAAUAGAUGUGAGUGGUCUUUCAAAUGAACAUCAAGCAGCAUUUGAUGUUCAAAUAGCAAUGUCAGCUUAUUGUCGUGUAGUUGAAAAACGUAUUGUUGAUCAGGUCUCUCAACUUUGUUAUUAUUGGUUUAUCACUCGAUGUGCUCUUCUACUCGACUCAAAAUUGAGUUCAGCAUUUACAUCGGCUAUUUUGUUUGAAUGGAUGCGUGAACCAUUCGAUCAACAGCAAAAACGCGAGAAUUUGAAGAAGAGUAUUGAUGCAAUGGAAAGGGCAUUAGUUAUGGGACAAUGUGUGUAA
Messenger RNA from Rotaria sp. Silwood1, 330 nucleotides. The record is from the annotation of a GenBank genome assembly. NCBI's taxonomy places the organism in Eukaryota, Metazoa, Rotifera, Eurotatoria, Philodinida, Philodinidae.